Molecule: messenger RNA, 9190 nt
Organism: Wyeomyia smithii (pitcher-plant mosquito)
Lineage: Eukaryota; Metazoa; Arthropoda; Insecta; Diptera; Culicidae
Gene: tun
Product: protein N-terminal glutamine amidohydrolase
Exons: 4
Coding region: 1208-1831 (207 amino acids)
Cellular component (GO): cytosol; nucleus
Molecular function (GO): protein-N-terminal asparagine amidohydrolase activity; protein-N-terminal glutamine amidohydrolase activity
Source: RefSeq, a predicted model, not a curated record
CCGGUCGCUCUCACCGAGUUUUACUCACCGAACGACAGACUCGUAGAAAUAGGCAAACCGCAGCAAUAUACCGAGGCAGCUCAACAUUUUCCUUCAUCGUUUAUCAUAACACAUUUUCCACUGUGAUUGAACGCAAGCUAAAGCUGCGAUCUCGUCGCGCGUGGUGGAGCCGCCUGGUUCCAACAUAAGUACAUGUGAAAAAGUCUAUAGCCAACACAAACGAGAGUGUAUAGCCCUCAUCACCCAUCGUCCGUCUGGUGCAAAGCUCUCCUUCCUGGUGCGUUUUGUGUGUUUUCCUGGUUAUGUUGCGGAGGCUGCAAGGUUUGCCUUGUUGAGAAAAAUUUUCUCGUUUCGAUGGCUUGCGGAAAACUUUGAAAAGAAAACGAUAGUGUAGUGUUAUUAUGUGAAAGUAUUGAAAACAUUUGCAGCACAUAUUUCAGCUAGUGCUCCUGGUUUUUUUUUCGCUCGUUGAUAAACAAAAGUUUGUGAGACUUAGCUCCAGCAUCUAUGUCAACUAGUGCUAGUUAGGAUUUCGAAUUAUAUCCCCUGUAGAAUAAUCCUUCCAAAGGCUUCAAGGGUGAAAAUAAUCUAUAAGAAUUAAUUUCGCAGUUGAAAGCGAAGACAGUUAGCGGUGAUCAACAAAUGAGUUAGUUUCGAUGGAGAAUAAGUAGGUAGUACGACCUUAUGUGAAUUACAAUCGAUCCUUCAAAAAAGCUGCGAACAAAAAAAUUAAUGAAGUUGUUCCCUUAUUCCUCCGCAGUUCAUUUUUUUGGUCAUAUUUUUGUUUGACAGUGUUUUGUCCGAUAACAGCACAAAAAAUAACCUCUGCUUGUUUACUGCGAAAGAAACGGUGUAAGCUAACUUGGCCCGCAGAUAUUAGCUUUGAAAAAUUCUCGGUAGAAAUUUAAAAGGGGCAUCCCUGAUUCGACGGUGUGUGCUAAUGUUUAACUGUGCUUAAACUUGAUCUGUAUCUGUGUCAGCAGUUGUUUCCAGACGUGACUUUAACCACAUUGGGUGAGCCGCAGAACAAAGCAAACGGAAAAACGAGCGAGAGUGAGAGAUAGUGCUUUCCCGAGCGAAACACCUCUAUCCCUCCCUGAGCCGCGAUUGCUGUUGCUAAUUUACGCACAGAGAAGCCUUGCUUCUACUGCACCGCAAACCUCGGAAGAAAAUCAGGAUAUCAUAUUUAUCAACGAAGUGGACAAAAAUGUCGGCAAAUGAUGCAAACUUUAUGUUGUUUUCCAACAUUAGCGAUUGUUCCUACGUAUCAUGUUAUUGCGAGGAAAACGUAUGGAAGCUGUGCGAGCAGGUAAAAAAAGCACAUCCGUCGGAGCUGCCGAAAUGUUACGCUGUAUUCGUGUCGAACGAGAGGAGAACGGUGCCUCUGUGGAGACAGAAAGCCGGCCGCGGUGAUGAAAAGCUAGUGAUAUGGGAUUACCACGUUUUCUUCAUGCACAACCCGUCGCCAAAUCGGUGUUUGGUGUUCGACCUGGACACCACUCUGCCUUUCCCGACCUAUUUUCACAAGUACGUCACGGAAACGUUCCGCUCGGACUAUGCGGUGACACCCGAGCAUCAUAGAGUGAUACCAGCCGAAAAGUACCUGGCGGAGUUUUCGUCAGACAGAAGACACAUGCGUAGACCGGACGGUUCCUGGAUCAAGCCACCGCCGUCGUAUCCUCCUAUUCAGACCAACAAUAACACUCACAGCCUCGACGAUUUUAUCUGCAUGAAACCAGGCAAGGGACCUGGCAGUGUGUACGAUCUGCUGCACUUCGUGCAACAGUUCUAUAAGCCUCCCGACCGAAAUAUCACAAAAACUCAGAACUAAAUUACGCUUAACGAAUUGAACCGUGGACCUGCCACUGUAUGUUGAAAUUUGCUGGAGUUGAAUAGAAAUAAUCGACAGAGACUUUGGCUAAUGUCUCUGACGGCCGCUGUCCUGGCCAAAAAUAUGCGAAAUGUGUUUUAAUUAUAAGCGACGUGAGACUUUCCAUGUUUUGGCUGGUGGCAGGGAUAAUUAUUUUCGCCAGUUGGGGAAAAAUGGCCUCUCAACCCAAACAGCGACAGGGAGGUGCCGAUGGGAAGCAGGUUUGCUGGAUUGAACGGUCGUACAUUUUGCUAGUGAAUAAUAGUGUAAAUCAAACAAUUCAUAGUUAAACAGAUUUACGACAAAAAAAAAAGAAGAAACACAGAAAUCGAUUCAAAAUUUUAUGAAACAAAACAUAUACCUAUUUCAAUGUAAGUGCGUCCAGAAACAAAGCAGAGCAAGUGUGGAAUCAGAUUCGAACGUAUGUUUUAGUGUUAUGGGUAUGCAAAGUAGGAAUGCCAUCAGUCUAAUAAAUCUUUAAACGGUUAAAAUCGCUUAUGACUAUAUAACAGUACAGGCAAAUGUUGCAUUUAUAAAACAUCCCAAUGGUUUUAAGUUUUCAAUUCAAAAGUGACUGCGAGAAAGAGAGCGAAGAGUUAAAUUAGGAAUCGAAACGCAUUUCCAAAUAACUUUGAUGUGCACAAAUCUUAUCGUGUUAAGCGAAAAACAAAUUUAACCUACGAAUAAACUAUUCUUUAUUGGUAUUUAGCUAAACUUUAAAAGACAAGAAUCGUUAUCAGGGCGCUUUCUGUUUAUGAGUAACCUAGAAUAACGUAAGAGACAAAUGGGUGGCUACGAGCAGUAAAUUCGAACAAAACUACUACAAUGUGAUAUUAGUUAACUAAUUCAACUCAGCCAAUUUCAACCAAUUCUGAUUUACCUUAACCGAACCGAGUGUAUUGCGGAGUGUAUUUCCCGGAAAGCAAUUAUUGGCAGCAGCAUUUAGCUGUACUCAUGCUCAUGUUGUCGCACUCAUUAUUUGUUCCUUUGUUUACCUCAUCGUGGAUGUACAUCUCAUCGUAAUUUUAGUAUGACAUGCGAGAGGCGUCUACUAAUUAGACCCAGUCCAUGCGUGCGCUUUUCGUGCGUUGUUUUAUGCUGUCAUGUGUAGUAAUUGUUGUUUUGGGAACUUCUAGUCUGGUUCAUUCCGGACUCGGUAAUUGUGGACAGUAUAAUGAUUUGCACGUAAUUUGCGUGAACUACUGCAAGGAUCAGCAUAGUAAUGCACCUGAAAUGGUCGAAAAUGAUUGUUGAAGCAACAAAUGGAUGUAAAUGAUGUGCACUCGUUUUUCUGAUGCUUUGGCAAACUAUCAGUUGAUUCAGAAAAUGUAAAUAUUUUUCAAUCUAAUCCGUGGUGAUUCCCAACCGAAUGUUGAUGAGACUAACGUACGAGGAAAAAAAUCCGAACAAACUUUCAAUUCCAAAUUAAAAUCUUGCGCAACUUAUUUUUCUAUACUUGUUUGUUUAUUCAAGUAAUGUAACUCAUUUACAAACCUCAUAGAAAAAACUCAGCUCCACAACGCGCUGAUUUCCUGAUUCUCUAGGGUACUUGCUUCAUAGCUUCCUGAAUUCCGGAUGUUUCGAUUGUUUUGAGCUCCAUCUUGAUUUUUCUAUCAAACAAUCGACGUUUUUUGUUCUGUAACCUUUAUGGUAGACCAUUCGCUUCAAAUUUGCUCAGAAAGUUUCAAUAGACUGCAGCUGUGGCACAUUUUGAGGAUUGUUUCCUUUCGGAAUAAACCCGAUAUUGCCUUGCCGCAAAUUCGCUAAAGUUGCAUUAGCAUAGUUUGACAAUGCAAGGUCUGGCCAAAACACUUUGUAAUUUUUAUGGUACUUAUAUUUAAAGUUUUAAACCUAUUUCAUGCAGAUACUUGUUCACCGUUUUUGAAUCAAUCGAAUAUUUAUUGCCCAGCUCACGAUAUGAUUACGCCGACCGACCAGGCGUUUCCGCCCUUAAUUUCGCUCGAACUUUGCACUUUUGCAAAGCGCAUUUUCGUCCGGAACCAGAUUUUUAUUCGACGGUAUUUUCAUUCUCGAAGAGUUUGUCAAUAAUGUGUGUAACUGUUUUUAUCUAUAUCCAAGAUCUUUAGAAUAGUGGAACACUUCAUUUCUAGAUUUUUCUUCAUUUCGCUCACAAAAAUUGCAAAUCAAUUUACGACGAUCUUCUUCCGACCACGCCUUUUUCCCAACUAAUCGUCACUUGACAGAAUCGACUAGUCGUGUUACCAGUUAUAUAAAAGUGGAUCUUCAUUUUGUGGAAAAGGAUUUUUCGAUUUGUGCAGCACUUCAAAAUCGUAGACCAAUUCAAAAGUUGUUCGGAUUUGUUUCCUCACACGUUAAUGAAUAUGGAUAGGGUAUUUUAAAUGUUUGUUCAUUAUAUUUUUAUUUUAGAGACAGAUGCUUGUCGUGCCGAGCAGAGCUAUGAUGGUCGCGAAGUUGAAAGCAGUUUAAUGAUAGAAUCAUAAAAUCAUUGUGCAAAGAUUCGGUGGGCUGAUCAUAAAACUUUGUGCAGAGAAGGCUCAUUUUUAUUUUUCUAGAUUUUCCAUAGUCAAUGAAUGAGCAAUUAAUGCGUAUUCAAUUUUAACUGGAUUUACAAAUUUAUUCUGGAUACUCACUGCUUCACAUCGUGUACGUUUUUUUUGCGGUAAUGUUUUAACCCUCUAGUGCCCAAGUUCGCCUUUGGACGGGCUUCGGUAAAAUUAAUAUAAAUCUUUAUUUAAACCCCAAAAAAGUUUAUAAAAAUUUAUAGUGAUUUUACCGAAGCCCGUCUUAAGGCAGGUUUGGGCACUAGAGGGCUAAAGACUCUUGCCGUUAUUCAUAUAUUCCUGCAUCUCUGAGCGAAGUGUCCAAACGAAUAUCUUUUGAAGCCAGAAUUGAGAGUUUGGGAAUUAUCAUCACUCAAACCAGAAUUAUUCAGGCAUUACUAUUCUUGUUUGUGUAGGGUUUAUGAGAAUUACUACAUCAUCACAAAGUACAACUUUGGGGGUCAUCCACAAAGUACAACUUUGGGAGUGAUCCACAAAUUACGCAAUGACUGUUUUCAAUUUUCAACCUUCCAUAUCGUAAAAUUUCUUAUAAUCCUCCUCCCCUUCCAAUUUUAAUAAUAUUAAGAAAAAAAUAAAAUUGAUUAUUAUAUAGUAUAAUCAUUAUACAUAGUCAUUGGGGUGGGUCAAGGUAAUCGAUCGAAAUAAUUCUAAAUAUGCCGAAAGUGAAUUGUUUUUGACUUCGCUUGGUGCAUUGCAUUUCAAAUUAGUAUGAAAAUUCGAAUGGGGCAACCUAUAUUUUUGCCUUUUUCUUCCUAGAAAGUUCAACAAUGCUUUGUUAAUGCACUACAUUACGUGUAAGUAUCCGGACGAACACAUAAGUUCCGCCGAAAUUUUCUGAAAAAGAAUCUUCAGGAUUGUCCUGUCUUUGAUAACAGUAUUCUUGAAUGAGAAUCAUGUGAUAAGAAUUCGUCGAAUUCGAAAGCUUUCACUUGAAAGGAUUCUUAGAAUUGGAAACGCCCGCAGGGACACAUAAAUUUCGGAUAGAUUCCCUAGGAUUAUUCACAUAGGAAUCGUGAGCGUCCUCUGAUUGAAAUCUGCCUGAAGUUGGCACACUGGUAGUGUUCAACUUGCUCAACUUGGAACUGCGAUAGCAUCUUAUAAAGACAUUCUAGCUCCUUAGCUUCUAUACAAAUCUUCAUAAAAAUUUGAAUGCAAUGUGACAAGCGGAAACAAAAGCGAUCGACUUCUGGUAGGUUUAGGAUUAUUCUGGGCCCCAAAAGGAAGUUUCAAUUUAUUCAUAUAACGAUGACACACUCUCAUAAUCAUUCAGUUGAGGUGUCAUCACAUCAGCGAUAUUUUUUUUGUCCAUUUUGUGUUUUUUAUUUUAAUUUUUGAAACCUACGUCCCACUUUUACAAUUAUUUGUAAGAUAUUUUAAAAGAUAUUUUUUCAUAGUUGCAAUACUCUUUUCAUUAUAGCAACGAAAAUAGCGUGACAGCUGGUAAAAAUUUGGCCUAUGUAUGUAUAUUUUCUGCUCAACAGUAUAGACAAAUAGUAAAUAAUCAUCGAAUAUAUUUUUGCUGGUAACAGUAAAUAUAAACUGUUUUCUAGUGAAUAAUAAACUACGAAAACAAUUGUUUUAAAUCAGUUUAAUUAGAGUUUUUACGUUUAAUUUGCGAUUGUCGUUCAUUUAUCAAUUAUUGUAAUUGGGCAGCAGAGAUUUCGAUGGAUUGUACGGGAAAUACACGUGCCACACAUCGGCGUUCGGUUUCGGUAAUCACAGAGGCUACAGCUCUUCCUUAUACGUUGUCCAAUGAACCCUGAUGAGCAAUACUUUCCUCAGACUACAUGUAUUUAUUAAUUUUUGUUUCUACUUCAAUCGAUUACGCAGCAAAAAUCCAUUAAAUGUUAGCUUAGCGUUUAUAAUAUUGGUAUUAGUUAGAUUGUUGCUGCUCGAAUAGGAAGAUCUAUCGGGUACGAAACCUUGUAAUCGUUGGUUGGGACAAGUACCAUAUUAUUUACGAUAUUCUACACCGCCUUCUGAAGCAAAAAUAACAAACGACAGCCAAAUUUUGAAAUAGUGACACAGAAGAAACAACCCAAGAACUGAUAGACGUUAAAUGCGUUUACGCGUGGAAAAAUCAGUAGAGUCAUCAACAUUUCGAUGUCAUCAAGCUAGAUGAAGCAUGUUAGUUUUACCUCAAAAAAAAAAAAAAAAAUUGUUACUAUUUUCUUCUAUAUCUUACUGUUGAGUAUAUCCUAAGAUUUUUCUCCAAAUAUUAAUAUUGAAAUCAUUAUUUAUAUCCCCUAGAACUCUAAAGGUAAUAGCUAUAUACUUUAUACAUAUAAAUUAUAAGAAAAUAUAUCUUUUUCCCUGCUAGUUCCAGCAGUGUAAUGCACAAGUCGAAUCUUAGUUCGAAUUAAAUAUGCUACUUCACCUUCGGUGAAAAAACCGACAGUUUAAAGUCAAAUAAUUUGGCUAACACCUGCACACAAAACAAUCCAUUAAACCAAGAAAAUUUUUAUAUUCACUAGCUCCGUAUUCGGGAAGCUUUACCGGCUCACGCAUAACUUUUUUCCAUGUCGCUUACUUUCCAUUCGACUCAGACUCGUGUAUGAUUUGCGAUCCUUUGAGUAGUUUCAUUAAAAAGAAAACGAACGUUAACAUUUAUUGAAGGAAAAGAAAAAACAACACAAUUAGAAAAAAGACAACAACCGCAACAACAACUCAGCACGGAAAUGCUAACUAGAAAGAGUCAUGCCUAAUAGUAACAUCAUUCUAUUGGAUGAACAUUAGCUAACAUUUGUACGACAGCCUUUUCUCGACUUUACGUUAUCUUUCGAAGAUACCUAGUUCAAGUGGUUUUAAAUGUGCUAUUGCAGAAGAAUGAUUGAGUUGACGUAUAGGUUUAGAGUACCAUAGAAAAAACCGAAAUUGGCGGAUUUGCUGGGCCCGUCGUAACUAAGCUGAGAGCUGAGAUGUGACGAUAUCGUGUUGGUAAUGCAUUGUAAUAGUUUAUUGAUUAAUUUUGUAAGCUUGGUUCAAUGUGUCAAACCAACGUCUUGAAAUUAACAAGUGUCUUUUUUUAAUCCCUAUAAAGAAGCCGUAACAUAAUAAACACAAACGUUGUAAAUUUUUUUCGGUGGUUUUCAACGAAACAAACUCUAGACGAAUAACGCGGCUAGAAAUUCUCGGAAAACAAUCUCAGGCAGAGAACUGCCUGCGAGGUUAUGUGCUGCAAAUUGUUAAAAAGCUCUGCAUUUGUGUGAAAAGCUUGAUGUGAAAUAUUUCUGCGUUGCCUGAAAUGUUUCAACAAGCUGUCUGCUUCUAGUGUUGUCACAUCUCAGCUAAGGAUAUUAUAAAAUUAAUAAAAAACACUAUGCAUUAACAUUAAUAUAAAUUAUAAAAUUUAGACAUUAUAAAAGUAAAAAAAAAACAAAAAACAAAAAAUGAGAUCUCAAUCGGCAAACCGACCCGAAUGAGUAAAUAAGAGAAUAAUGUGAUUGCAAAUAGUCUUGUGGUUUACUGUAGUUUGUUUUUAUUGAAGUAAUGGUUUUAUCAAAUCAUUUUUUAUACGAAUAUAUGAACAAAUAAGAAAAUGGUACUUAUAUUUACAAAACCAAUAAUCAAAUUGAUCUAUGGCGGAGGAAAAAAAUGACUCAAGUAUGUAGAAUUGCAUUUGCAAGUGAAUUAAAUAAAGCGUGAAACCUUUUCUCUUUACCGUUUUGACAAAUACCUAAACAAAAGUAAAUUAAGACGGAGGUCUAAACCCGUUGUCGCACUUUUUACGGAUUUAAAUUUUUCUCACUCUUAUACAAGUAUACUUCAGAUCAAUUUAUCGCCAGUUCCAAAUCCGACAUAAGGGGAAACACCCUAGAACAUUUUCAACGAAUUCAAAUCUGAUUUAUUACGCAUACAUACAAUACAUACUUUAUAAUCAUAUGGCAAAACUGGUAAAGACUUUUGUCCGAGGCACCGUCUUGCAUUAGUAGCUGUACAAUAUUGAAAUGUUUUGAUAUCAGCAUAAACUCAGAAUUCACUUCUAAAUGAGCACCUAUCUUUAAUCCUACGAAAUUCUUCAUUUAAACAGUACCAGUAGUCUACUCUAAGAAAUACAUCUACUCCUGUAACAGAAUGAUAUAAACUACGCUAAGCUUUACUUUGACAUUUGAAGUUGGUUUUUUACAAAUUCCACUUACCACUAGGAUGAUGAGCCUAGAUUUACGCAAACCUGUUUAGGAUAAUAAAAACGUUUUGAUGUGCAUCUUGUAAUCCCAAAAAUACUUACAAAAACAUGUUUGAUUCUUAGCAAAAUAUAUUAUUACCAAUCACAACAAUUCGAAUACCAUAAGAAUGUUACGAAGAGUAAAUUGUAAUCAAUUUAUUGCAUUUGAUACUGCUAACUAAAUGCAAAUAAGGACACAACACAGCAACAACAACAAAAACAACAACAACAAAUAAACAUUCAUUGAUAUCGGAGACCAAGUACCCGUAUCGAAAUCAAACACUAAAAACAAAUGAAAGUUUCAAUCGACAUUAAUGUCCUAGUAACAAAAUUACGUUAAACUACCGCAAACUUAAAUCGAGCAAAUCCGCGAAUAUGCGAAUGUGGUUUUCGAUUUUCUUUUGCACGUUAUAAAAUAAUGUGGAUACCAGAAGGAAGAAGAAAUUGACCUAGAAUCGAAGACGCUGGCGCUAGAGUAACAGAGUAAAGCCGGGACGGUAUGAAUAGAAGAUUUAGAUUGAAAAAAGGCGAUGGACGAGAGAACGAACGACAGUUUCACGAUUUCCAGCAAUCGUGAUUGCUUCAAUAAUGGUAUUAUAUUAUAUACAGAAA